Molecule: messenger RNA, 2922 nt
Organism: Schistosoma intercalatum
Lineage: Eukaryota; Metazoa; Platyhelminthes; Trematoda; Strigeidida; Schistosomatidae
Source: the annotation of a GenBank genome assembly
GACUUUUUCCGUUGUGAUACUACAUAGCGUGACGUAUCGUUGCCGGGUAACAAAUGCACUGCUUCUCUCACAUUCCCCGUUCUGUUUUCAUUCGAGAUUGAGUUAACUGAGAUCUAAAACAAAUAUUAUUUACAUUCAUAGACUGUGAGAGCAAAUACACCAUAUCUUACUUUGGAUUACACCACUGGAUAGUUCAUCGUUACGUUUGGAAUUACCAAGCAUCUAUAAUUGUGGAUUUAUUGUACCAGAUUAAAGCCGAACACGCAUCAUUAUGGGUGAACUUAACAUGCAGAAAGCACGCACACAUAGAAUCGAAUGACUUGGGUGUGUGUUGAAAAUCCAUAUAUAUUCGUGAAUGUUAAUUGGUUGUAGAUAAAUUAUUGAUUGUUUGUAUUUACAACCAAUGAGAGAAUAAAUGAAUAUUGAUGUUUAGACAUGAGCUCAAGAAGACACACACAACAAUUUAUUUACUGGAUUAAAUGCUUCGAUUACAUUGUGGUGAACAAAUAAUACAAUAGUUCAAUGGGUUCACUACAAAAUAACAGGUAUGUUUAAUUUACCAAUUAGUCUGUUUUUCACAACUAUUGUAAUUCAAUUUGGACAACACUAUUCAUUUUUAUCAAGGAGAAUUGAAAUUUGGUUUGAAUAUAUUUCAUACAUCCAGAUAAACAGUUGAGUACAAAUGAAUCAUCUUUUCGAAAGAAGAGACCUCAGAUAACAUAAACUCUGUUAAGAGAUGAAAUAUUUUGGAAAAUAUAUCGGAAGAGAAGAACCAUCAGUUGCACAAAUGCUUCAAAGUACAUUUGGGUUUCCUAUGGUAUUUGUUCAGAUUCUGUUAAUAGAGUUAAUUACAUAAUUAACAAGUCCGUUGUAAUUUAUUUAUGACUUAUUUCAUAAAUUUUUAAAUUGCGUGGAAACGUCUACAUAAAAUUGAUUUCAGUAGAUUACCGUUAGCUUUGUAAGAACAUCUCUAUCUCUGUUGGUUACAAUUUUUCUUAUGGACUACCAGCUCCAUUUGGAAGCUAUAAUGAUUUCCGGAAGAUUAUGACAUCUAAACUUAAAGCCUCGAGGAUAUGAGUGAAAAAGACUAGCACCAUUUGAUUUUCGGAAAUUCAAAUAGAGAUCUCAUUGUUGUGAUCCUGAAUUCACUUCACGUAAAACUCUAAUACAUCGGGUGAAUUCAUGUUGACUAAUUAUCAUACCUUACGUGAAGAUGAUUCAGCGAUACUCAUGAAAUAAGAAACUAAUGCCAGUUAUUAUUUUAACACGGAGUUUCACAGGAUAUCGAACCCAGAACAUUCGGUCAUGCGCACGUGUGCCUAACCUGUAGACCACCUGUAGAUUAAAACUAUUUGGUAGACGUUAAAAGCACUUACAUCUAUGUUUAGUAUUCUCACUUUGAUAAUCUUUCUUUAACUUCGUUUGAUAAGGUACUUCUCAUUAACAGAUCCAGUUUUGUGUUAAUUACAAAGUAUUGAAUCAGGCAUUUUGUCAAUUCCAUUUCCUCAUGAGACGUUUUAGGCGUUUAGUUGUACUGGCAGUUCAACUUGCAGUCCUUGUAUGUACAAGUUAUCAACUGACAAAAUUACUAUUUCAAUUCAAAUGGGAGGAACAAUUCGGCUUAUCACGAAAUGAUGAUGGUUUCUCCUUCAAUGAAUUACCACGUGAAACUUACUCAAGUUCAGUAGGUAAUUUAAAUCAGACCUAUUAUACUGCAUCACAAAUGAAGAAGUAUGAAAAUAAAAUUACACUCGGAUUUACUGAGAAAGAUCUUGAAGAAUUGUAUGAAAGGAAUUCCACUCCAGCUGCCAGAAAAUUAAUUCUCAACUAUGGAAACCUUCGCAUCAAUAUUAUUCGAAACUUCUCCUUCUGUUUCGCUUGUGAUUGUGAACUGAUUUUCGACAGAUCAAGAUGGCUUGAAGCCGAUGUUAUAAUCUUGACAGAUCACUUGUAUCCUAAAGGUCCAAGACCACCAAAUCAACUAUGGUUCAUUUUUGUACAUGAACCUCCCCCAUACAUCAGAAUCGCUGAUGGAUUGGAAAAUAAAGUCAACUACACAAUCUCUUAUCGAAUGGAUUCAACAAUUUAUUUACCGUAUCACAAUUAUAUCCCAUUUGUUGCUAGUCAUGGUCCAGAUACAAAAUACGUACUCCCUUCCCAUAACUAUGCCACUGGUAAAUCUAAAAUGGUAGCAUGGUUUGUAAGCAACUGUCAACCUAAAGGUCCGAGAAUGAUGUAUGUAAAAGAAUUAUCUCGUUAUAUUCAAGUUGAUAUUUAUGGUAGAUGUGGCACUCUGUCUUGCCCUAGAAAAGUCAAUGUUCAAUGUUUUACUGUACUUGGAAAGCAUUAUAAAUUCUACCUGAGUUUUGAAAACAGUUUAUGCCCUGAUUAUAUUACGGAAAAGCUUUACAGAAAUGCAUUAAUCAACAAUGUAAUUCCAGUUGUGAUGGGUGCCUCAUAUGAAGAAUACAAGCGUGUCGCUCCUCCUCAUUCAUUUAUUCAUGUGGAUCAGUUUGAAUCCCCAGAAAAGCUUGCCAAUUAUUUGAAGUAUUUGGACAGAAACGAUACUGCGUACAAUGAGUACUUCUCAUGGUAUGAGCAUGGGACCAUAGAUGUUUGGUUUCCAUUGCCUCAAUGCGCUAUAUGCUUAUUGGCACAUACCGCUCAUAAACUGAAAUCGUAUACAUUCCCAAAUGUUUCGAAAUGGUGGAACGAUGCUUGUGUUGGUCGUAAACUACGCUGGAAUUCUGUCGAUUAGCAACUUUUUACAGUUUUGAAUAAUACUUAUAUCACAGGUUACUAUGGUUUUGACUCUGUAUACUGUAAAGUGAUUACGAUUUUAUUAGUUUGUUAUUUUUAUCAAAAAUUCACUCAAAACUAUUUAUGGGAUACUUUAGACAGAAUAAAAUGUGUUCAUUAAUA